AUUAUUUCACAAAUGAGCCUAUUAGAGCAAGUAACAGAAGAGCUUGCAAAGAUCGAAUUGAAAGACGAUGACAUCUCAGAAUAUAUUGCUGGCAUUAUUCAGGAUGAUUCAAUCGAAGACGAUGAAAAGCGUGAAGUUAUUACAGGAUUCUUAGCAGAAGCCACUGAAAAAUCAACAGAAAACUUGAUCGAUACACUAUUAGAUGAAUGGAAGAGCUUAAUAAAAAAGCGCGAAAAAGAAGAGGAAGAAAAGCGAUCUAAGCUUUUGGAAGAAGCAAAAGUCCGAGAAGAGGAAAGAAGACGUAAAGUUGAGCAAGAGAAACAAGAACGAGAAGCACAGCGUACGUUACAAAAGCAACUAACAAAGGAAGAAAAAGAAGCUCGUGAACUGCUGAUGAGGGAAUAUGGAUAUAUAUCUGAAGAAGAAGGUGAAAAAGAAAAGGAAAAGAAAAAGGAAGAUGGUGACAAUCAACAAAAGGAGCGUCGUAAGGGCAAAGGAAGUCAUCAUCAGAACAGCGCGGCUAUAGAUCCUUUACUUGUUGAGAACCGCAAUGCUGAAAUGAUCAAGGAAAAGGAACGAAUAAGGCGAGAACAGAUGAAGCAAGCACAUGAGAAAGAGAGGGAACGUAAUAGACAAAACUUGGAAAAACAGAAAAAAGAAAAGACAUUAGACAAGGAAAAGAAGAAAACUCAAAAAGGAGAAAGAAGACGUAUGUGAUCUAUUGUAAAAUAUUAAAAUGAUUUAUUAUCGCUUCUUGUAUAAGCACGGUUUUAAUAGUUUUUGUGCCUUUUUCUGGAGCUUGACUUUAGGUGUGGUUAAUCCUGCGCCUUUCUUGAGUGCUCUCUUUUGUGUUUUGCUUAAUCCAGCUAAUACUUCAUCCUCUACCUCUUCUUCAUAGUUUGGUUGCUUUGUAAAGUAUAACAUGAUGAACAUUUUAUUGUCGUCAUCCUUAUCCAUAAAAUCAAAGCCAAGCUCCUCCAAAAGAGUGAUGAAUGCAUCAACAUCACUAAAUCUACUCACAACCUCUGCUAUCUUCAAUUCACCACUAAAUUGAAAGAUGAUAGAAUUGGUCAAUUAUAUACACACAAGAUGAUGGUUCGCUUUUUUCUUACC
Messenger RNA from Rhizopus microsporus ATCC 52813, 1113 nucleotides. RefSeq lists its product as uncharacterized. Lineage: Eukaryota; Fungi; Mucoromycota; Mucoromycetes; Mucorales; Rhizopodaceae. Bases 13 to 717 code for a protein of 234 amino acids. The transcript is spliced from 6 exons. The record is from RefSeq and is a predicted model, not a curated record.